Molecule: messenger RNA, 1491 nt
Organism: Rotaria socialis
Lineage: Eukaryota; Metazoa; Rotifera; Eurotatoria; Philodinida; Philodinidae
Source: the annotation of a GenBank genome assembly
AUGAAUACAAGAUUAUAUGAUCAAAAUUCAUCAACAAAUAUUAUCAGAAUACCAGAAAUUUUAUCAAUAGGAAACAAAAAUGAGCUAUCAUCAACAAAAAUAGAAUACAUAGAUAUGAUCGUAGAUGAGAACUAUCCACUAGAUGACUUGGUAAUAAAUCCCAUAGAUUAUCGUGGUAAUACUCCAUCAAUGUUAAACAAAAAACAAAAAUCCUUAAUAUCUAUUUAUGACAACAGCCCUCAACAACAACUAUCCUCAUAUCAGCAGCAAUCGACAACUAGUUUUCAUCCGUUAGUUGGUAUAAUCGGUCGAAGUCAACGUUCGCAAGCAUUUAUAAAACGUCUUUUAUUAUCGGGUUUCCCAAAGCCAAUCUUAUGCGAUAUAAAUUCAAAUGAAAUCGAUAUAAAUUAUAAAUCGAAUUAUGUAUCAUAUGAAAGUUUUUAUGAAUUAUCACCAACUAUUGUUCUUAUAACUGAUAAUUUAACAAGAAAUUUAGAUGAUUUAUUUCCUCAAAAUAAAUCACAAAUAAUAAUUGAUGCACGACAAAUAUAUAUUAAAUAUUCUUCAAAGAAAUCUUCUCGCUCAUUAUUAUCUAUUCCAGGAUCAUAUCGAGCGUUUGGAAAUUUAUCGAAUUGGGAAAUUACAAAUGGUACACAACGUAUUGCAGUUGCAAUUGAACAAUAUCCACCGUUGAAUCUUAUAAAAUUUGUUUAUGAUUUAAAUUGUUUUCCGCGUGGAAUUCAUUUUCUUGAUCAAUAUUCUUACAAUAAACAACAGAGAAAAUCAUUUCGUAAUUGUUUAUUUCCAUUUCUAUCCACAAUCAUUAUAUUUAGUUUAUGUUUUAUUGUUUCAAUGGUGGAACAUAAUCAUGAUAUUUUUAAUUCAGUAUUAAUCUAUCGUCAAGCAAGUUCUAUAACAGCAUCAACUAGUAUAUUACUAUUAGCAUUAUUAUUUUUCAUAAGACCCAUACUAGAAUUAAUUGAAUUUAUUUACUUAAUGAUAUUAAAAAAGCAAAGAAUUCAUGAAAAUGCUAUAUCAAAAUUCACAUUUAUUCAAUGUUGGCUUCAAUCAAGACAUUAUCUAGUUUGGUGUUCAUUAUUGUUUGCUUUGCUACAUGUAUUGUUUUUAAUAUUUUCUAAAAUUGAUUUCAAUUCAAAAUUAUUCACUUGCGGACUCUUUUUUGGUAUAUUUACUCUCAUGGUACUAUUCAUAUUGUCUUAUGCUCAUUUUCCAUGGAUUAGUGAACAUCUUCUAUGGAAUGAAUAUCGUCUUUUAACAUCUUUUGUUGGAACAUGUUGUUUAUUAUUAGCAUUUAUUCAUAUUUUUCUUCAUUGGAAAUUUCAUUCAGAUUUUUUUAAUUUAAAACUUCUUUCAAUGAUUAUACUAUGCAUUGUAUUAAUACUACGUUUGAUUAUAUAUGGAAUUAUACAUCCAAGUUUAAAAUUAAUUCAAUAUAUUAGAACUCGAUCAAUGGAAACUUCACUACUUUAA